AUGCCUGCUCAGCAACCAGUUCAGCGAAGGAACUCUGGACAGAAACUACGUACUCAGCCCGAAACCAACAGACCUGACAAACUUGAUGACAUCAGCAUUGAAACACUUCAUGACCACCUUGGCGGCUUUGACCUAUUGACAUACGGACUCUCAGCAGAGGAUGUUAUGGAUGCAGAGGAUAUUGUUGAGGCAGUGGUUGAAGCGCACACUUUACUUGAAGUGGAGGAUAUUCAUAACCUCUCUUCGUUUGACCUUUAUGUUAGAUAUAAGCCAACUGAAGAGCUAUUUGCUGAAUUGAUUCGUUGUUAUCAACCCAUUGAUAGUGCGCAAGGAGCCCGGAUUCCCUCAAUUAAGCGCCUCCGCUCCCUUGCUCGUACUCUUUCUGGAUUCACUCCAAAGCGUCACCACUGCUGUGUCAAUUCUUGCGUAGCCUUUAUUGGGUACCUUGGGGAUAUGACAACCUGUCCAGUCUGCCAUGAAGGUCGUUUGGAUUCAUCAGGCAAACCUUGGAACAUUUUUACCACCAUCCCCCUCAUUCCCCAACUUCGUGCAUUAUUUGCCUGUCCCAUUACUGCGGAGAAGAUGCGCCAUCGACAUACCUAUUCCAACAACAAGGGAACAAUGGCUGAUAUUUCGACUCUCUUCGCUAUCUUGAGCUAUGCAACCUCUUUGUCACGAUUGACGGCAAGCCAAUGCCGUAUAGAUACUUUCAAGAGGAGCACGAGGUUGCACUUGGAAUUACUCUGGACGGUGCUUGCCCCUUCAAACGCCGAACCAACACCUGUUGGCCUAUCCUAA
Molecule: messenger RNA, 798 nt
Organism: Rhizoctonia solani
Lineage: Eukaryota; Fungi; Basidiomycota; Agaricomycetes; Cantharellales; Ceratobasidiaceae
Product: Transposase family Tnp2 protein
Exons: 3
Coding region: 1-798 (265 amino acids)
Source: RefSeq, a predicted model, not a curated record